Molecule: messenger RNA, 9067 nt
Organism: Chlamydomonas reinhardtii
Lineage: Eukaryota; Viridiplantae; Chlorophyta; Chlorophyceae; Chlamydomonadales; Chlamydomonadaceae
Exons: 31
Biological process (GO): transcription initiation at RNA polymerase III promoter
Cellular component (GO): transcription factor TFIIIC complex
Molecular function (GO): histone acetyltransferase activity
Source: RefSeq, a predicted model, not a curated record
GUUGACUCGCCACAGUUCGCGCUGGCUGCGGUCACGGAGGUGAACGUUCAGGCCUCGGCUGGCAAGCAAGGCUGGCGCUGUGUGUCGUGGUCGCCAGCCGGGUGCACACCUCCAGGAGGUUGCUACUUGGCCGCCCUGUCCACCGACCACACGGUCCGGCUGCUGGCCCCGCCCGUGGGCGCCAUGAGCAGCGAGUGGGGCGUGGCGCUGGACGUGAGCGAACUGAUGAAGAACACCAUGGAGGCGACAGGAUGGAGGGAAGUGGACGGCCUGGUGGCGACCGCCGGGGGCCCGGCAGACGGAAGUGGAGUUGGCGGCAGCAGCGGCGCUCACGAAACAAUAGCCACCGCAGUAGGGCCGGGCGUCGGCGUCGGGGCUGCGGACUGCAACGUGCUGCGGCUCCGGGGUGGAGCGGGCGGAGACAAGAAGCUUGCCGCCCGGCCGGCCGCGAAGGGCAGCGGUGGCGGCGAAGCAGCAGCAGCAGCAGCAGCAGCAGCAGCAGGAGUCCACGAGGCUGUAGCUGGGGAAUCGGGGUCAGACGGUGCGGAUGAGCCAGCCGCCAAGCGGGCCCGGGGCCCGGACGGGGCUGCGGUGGCGGCCGACGGCGGCAAGGGCAGGCGGCCCUCCGGCGUGACGCCGAACGCCAGAGCCGCAAACAGACGGCCGCAGUCGGCAGCCUCCAGGGGAGCUGGAGCGCAGACGCAGUUUGCUGUGGGCGACCGAGUGGAGGUGCACAAUGCGGAGGAGGGGCUGAUGGGCGGCUGGUUCAGUGCGCGGCUGGUGCAGCUGUCCGACCCCGCCCACCGCUACGGCUUGGUGGAGUACGACGAGUUGCAGGCCAGCGAGGAGGAGGGAUCGGCAAAGCUGACCGAGUGGUUCCCGCUGCCGGGCGCGCCCAAGCUGCUGACGGCAGCGGCGGCCCGAGCCGCGCUGCCCGUUGACUCUGCCUAUACCGUGCAUGCCAAGAGGGGGUACGCGGUGCGCCCUGCGCCGCCCAAGACGCUGGCGGCGAGCCCGCCCGACGGCCCGCUGCGCCUGGGCUGUAUGCUGGAGGUGUACCACGACGGCGCCUGGUGGGGCUGCGAGCUGGUGGGCGUGGCAGGGCCGGCCGAGGACCUGCGCCGCCUGGCAGCUGGGCCGGGCGCUGCUGGCCGUACCGGUGAGGGUGGUAGCAGCGGCAGCGGCAGCGGCAGCGGCGCCCUGCUGGCCGUGCAGCUGCUGGACGCGCCGGACCGGGUGGAGGUGCCGCCGGAGCGCACACGCUUCCGCCUCAGCUGGGACGAGCGCACGGCAACCUGGAGCAGCAGCCGCGGCCGCGGCGUGAGUGGCGACGUGUUGCCAGACCUGCCGGCCGCCUAUGCCGACGUGGUGCUGCUGGGUGGCGGCGGUGCGGAGGCCGCGGGCGAGGCACUGGUGCCGGCGCUGGUGCAGCGGCUGGAGGCGCUGCGGGCGCAGGCGGCAGAGGCGGCAGGCGGGGACCAGGAUGAGGAGGGCGGCGGGGAUGAGCUGGAGUUGUGGUCGUCUGCGGUAGAGGCGGCUGGCCAGGAAGUGCUGGCGGCAUUCACCCCAGAGUUCCGGCUGCUGCAGCUGGACGGCAAGUGGCUGUGGCAGGCCCUGCGAGACCAGGUGGCGUCCCGCGCCGGCGCCUCGUCGCCCGAGCAGCUGCCGACACCGUCUUGGGCUUCCACAGGCAAGCAGCCCAAGCAGCAGGCUGCGGCCAAGUCCGGUGUAGCGGCUGGCAAGGGCGCCGCCAAGGCUGCCCCCGCCAGCAAGCCGCAUGAGCCGCUUCCCAAACCCAAGCCGGCCACUGCGGCUGCCGUUGCUGUGGAUGAGCAACCAGGAGCGGCCAGCAAGAAGCAGGAGCCGGUGACAGACCCCAGCCAGGCCCCAGGGCCCGCCGCAGGCAAGCCAGCAGCCAGCGGCAAGGCGAAGGCUGAAGGCGGCGCUGGCGCUGGUGGCGGCGAGGGCAGCGCCAAGAAGCCGCGCAAGUCGAUGACCGCCAAGGAGGAGCCGCCGCUGGACUUCUCCGGGACAGACCCGGCCACCUUUGACGCGUUUGACAAGCGGUCAAAGGAGGAGAAAGAGUCGGGCGACGGUGCAGCGCUGGAGAAGGCGGCGCCGACCAUGGUCAUCAAGCGGUUCCAGGCCCUGCUUGCGGCGGCGGAGAAGAGCACGUUGCGAGCAUACGGGACUGGCGAGCGCAUAGCUGGUGCCGAGCUGCGGCUGUUCAACCAGGCGAUUGGCGAGUUCCUCCACCUCUUCGGCGACAAACUGCCCGAGGGCGCAGAAAAACGCGUCUCUCAGGCUGCCAAGCCCCGCUGCCGGCAGCUGCUGCCCAAGGCGGAGAAGGAGGGCAGCGAGCAGGCCGCGCCCGGCGAGGGGGCGCAGGAUGCGGCCGGCGCGGAUACGAAGAUCGCCGGCGACGCGGCGGGUGUUGGCGCACAGAGCGGCGUGUCAAGCCCAAAGCCCAAGAAGGAGCGCACGGCGCGGCCCUCCGGCGCUGCGCCAGAGGCAGAUGAGGAGCCGCUGCUGGACUUCUCCGGGACAGACCCUGCCACCUUUGACGUGUAUGACAAGCGGUCAAAGGAGGAGAAAGAGUCGGGCGACGCGCUGGCCCUGGAAAAAGCGGGUGCCCUCAUGGUCUUUAAAAGGUUCCAAGCCCUGCUUGCGGCGGCGGACAAGAGCACGUUGCGAGCAUACGGGACUGGCGAGCGCAUAGCUGGUGCCGAGCUGCGGCUGUUCAACCAGGCGAUUGGCGAGUUCCUCCACCUCUUCGGCGACAAACUGCCCGAGGGCGCAGACAAGCGCGUCCUGCAAGCAGCGAAGCCGCGCUGCCGACAGCACCUGCCUAAGCUUGGAAAAGAGGGUGGGGAGGAAGGCGCCGGCAAGGACAGUGGCAAGGCAGCGCCGGCUGAAGGCAGUGUGGAUGGUGCUGCUACGGCUACUAACGGCGCCCCGGCAGCUGUGCCCGGUGCCAAGCCCAAGAAGGAGCGCAAGUCACAAGUUUCCGAGCCUGCAGGGGCUGAUAAUGAACCGCCCCUGGACUUCUCCGGCACAGACCCGGCCACAUUUGAGCCGUAUGACAAGCGGUCUGAAACAGAAAAGGCAUCGGGCGACUGGCAGGCUCUGGAAAAGGCGGCGGGUCAGAUGAUAAUAAAGCGGUUUCAGGCUCUGUUUGCGGCGGCAGACGAGUCCAAGCUGCACACGUACGGCGCUGGCGAGCGCCUGUGCGGCAACGAGCUGCGGCUGUUCAACCAGGCGAUUGGCGAGUUCCUCCACCUCUUCGGCGACAAGUUGCCCGAGGGUGCAGGCAAGAAGCUGGUGUUGGCCACCAAGCCGCGCUGCCGCAAGCUGUGCCGCGCCGAGAAGCUCACAGCCGCUGCUGUGGCCGCAACUUCGCCUGCCGCGGCUGCCGUGGGUGCAGCUACAGCCGAUGCACCAGCUCCUGCUGCCACGGGCGCUGCCCCUGCCGUUGCUCCUGCCGCUGGUAGCACCGCUGCUCCUUCCGCGGCACCUUCCGCUGGUGCCACCGCUGACGCUGCCGCCACUGAGGCGGGCCCCAGCACGGGCACGGGCGCCAAGCGCGGCGGUGCCACCGGGGACGGCGAGGCGGCGGCGGAGUUCCCUGGCGCCGACCCGAAGCUGUUCGAACCCUACGACGGCCGACCGCCGCACCAGCGGGGCGAGGGUGGCGAGGUGCUGGAGAAGGCGGCGGCCGGCAUGGUUGUGGGCAGGUACCUGCGGCUGUUGCGGGACGUGGACAAGAGCAGCCUGCGGGAUUACGCCCGCCGCGAGGCGCUGGCAGGCACGGAGCUGCGCGUGUUCAACCAGGCCUGGGGCGAGUUCGCGCACCUCUACGGCGACAAACUCCCUGAGGGCGGAGUAAAGCGUGUCUCAAAGGAGGCUAGGCGGCGCAUCCGCGUUCUUAUAGAUCGAUCUGGGACGGAGGAAGAGCCCCGGCCCAAGGGCGGCAAGCAGCCCGCCGGCGCCACUGACCAGGAUGUGGCGGUUGAUGACGUCGACGCCGGGGACGCCAUGGAUGUGGACGAGGCCGCCCACGUCCGGCAAGAGGCCCGGCCUGAGCCAGCAUCGGUGGCGCCGAAGGCACCUGCGAAGCCAAAGGCAGCGGCCAGCGGCGCAGCGGCGGGAACGUCUCGGACAGAGGCAGCGGCUGCCGCCGCGCAGGCCCCCCGUCGCACUGCCCGUGCCGCCGCGCUCAAAGCUGUAGCCGCCAACCGCAAGGUGGUGGCAGGCGGCAGUGGCGACAGCGACAGCGCAAGCGAGCGCGCGGGCGGCAAGGGCAAGCCGUCCGCCAAGAAGCGCAAGCGCGCCAAGGACGAGGACGAGGAGGACGCCACGGACGGCGCCUCCAGCGACUUCAACGCCAGCGACGAGGCGGAGGCCAGCGACGACGAUGUGUCGGUGGACGAGGAGGCCAGCGAGGAGGACCAGGGCGGCAGCGGUGCGGCGGCGGAGGAUGAGGACAGCGAGGACGUGCUGGAGGUGGCUGGAGGCAACACGCGAGGCCGCGCGCCCAAGACGGGGCGGCCCAAGGCGGUCGUGCCCGUGACCCGGGCCGAGGCGCUGCUGGCGGUGGCGGACGCAGUGGCCGCGGCCACCCGCGAGUUGCUGGACGGCUACGCGCCGCCGGCCGUGAACCUGGACGAAGACGUCAGCUUGAAGCGGGUGGCGCACCACAUCAUAGCAAACAGGUUCAAGGCGCUGCGGCUAGCGAGCAAGGAGCAGUUGCACGUGUAUGGCCGCGGCGACCACCUGUGCGGCCCCGACGUGCGCUUCUGGGAGCAGGCUGCGGGCGAGUUCCACACCGUUUUUGGCGACCGCGUAGACGCAGAGGAUGUCAAAAAGUUCCACCAGAACGCCAAGGCCUCCAUUCGCAAGUUUCUGUCAAAGGUGGCGACCGGAGGCACCUCCCUGGCGGGGUCUCGCCAGCAAGGGCAGUCGGUGAAGCCAGGGCCGAGCUCAGCACCGGGGUCCGCUGCGCCAAAGCCGCAGCGGAUGGAGGCGCAGCGCGGCAUUCGGAGCUCGGCAGCACUCAAGGGCAACCUGAAGAUUGGCUACCGGGCGCCCGAGGACGCGGACAAGGACGAGGACCUGGGCAUGGGUGGAGCCUCCACAGACGGCACCGGCGCCUCCGAGUCGGACGGCGAGGGAGGCGGUGGCCGGGAUCCACCUCCGCCCCUCUCCAAAGAGACAUGGGCGCUCACGUCCAAGUGCAUCGGCAUGGUGCCGGAGGUCAAGUACUUUGUUGAGCUCAGCACCGGAGGCGGCGCAGCGGGACCUGGCGGACCUGCUGAGGAGGGCGGCGCCGGCGCAUACGGCGGCGGCAAGCGGGCCGCCAAGCCGCGGCGGGCGGGCGGCAUCCCCUCCUAUGCCAUCCGCUUCCAGGGCUACCCCAAGGAUGACCACCGGUUCUUGGCUCUCAACGCGCAGCGCAUGGCCUCCACCCUGGUGGCCUGCGGCCCCUGCGUGCCCGAGCGGCUCUACGAGGCGCGCACCCUGGCGCUCAGCGCCGUGUGCCUGGCCUGGUCGCCGCCCUACGCAGCGCCCCGCAAACAGCCCCAGCAACACGGCGUCGGGCCUGCCGCUGCCGCUGCCACCACUUCCUCGGGAUCGGGCCGCAGCCAGACUGAGGACCAGGCCGGCGGCCCUGCCGCUGGCGGCGCGGUGCUGGCUCGCAGCUGCGUCCUUGCUGUCGGCAACAAACUGGGCCAGGUGUCUAUGUGGAGGAUGGACAUGCAGGCGGGACCGGCAGAGCAGCGCCAGCAGCAGUUGCCGGGGAGCGGCGCCAAGCUGCAGUGGCUUGGGAUGCUUGCGGCGGCCGGCGGCAGCAAUGGCUCGCAUGUGGCCCGGCUGCACUGGCUGGUGGCACCCGAGGAGGCGGCGGAGGCCGUAGACGGGGUGGCGGGCUCGCUGCAGGGCCAGUGGCGUGUGCCGCAGCCCAACUCGGCUGGGCCGCGGGACAGCCUUCUGCUGCUGACAGCCAGCAGCGACGGCUCCAUUAUGCUGUGGGGCGCGCCAGUGGCCACCUUUGCCCGCGCCUCCGACAUGCGGCGACUGGCCACACUGUGUCACGCCGACGGCUUGGCGGCCAGCUGCCUUGACGCCACGUGGCUGCUGGCGCUCCGGCCGCCGCGCCCCAGGGCUGCAGGUGCAGGUGGGGCUGCUGCGGGCGCCGCCCCAAUGGACGUUGACGGCACCGCUGCUGGGCCAGUGAUUCCUGCGGGCACAGGAAGCCCUAAGUGCGGCGCCACCGCUGGCACCGCGGGUGCUGCGGCUGCGGCCACGGGCACUGGCGGGGCCGCCGCCAAGGGAGAUGCCAGUGCCGGGGCGGCGGUUCAGGGCCCAGACGAGGCUGUGGAGCUAGACGACGCAGCAUGGGAGCAGGAGGAACUGGUGGCGGCUGGGCCCUGGGCCCGCCGGCUGCUGGUGGUGGCGGGUAAGCCCAGCGGCGCCAUAUUCGCAUGGCGCUCCGGGCAAUGGCGGCCGCCUGGUUUGCUGGCCACGGCAGCCUGGACUGACGGGACCGCUGCAGCUGAGGGUGGCUGCAGCAGCUCACCUCACCUGUCCGAGGCGUUAUCGGCAGCCGGUGGCGCCACCAGCUGCCUGCGCAUGGGCGCGCACGGCACGUACCACACGAGCGGUGUGGCGCUGGUGGCCAGCCGCCCGCACCUCAUGAGCACCGGCGUGGACGGGGCCGUGCGCAGCUGGCGGCUGCGCGAACUGCGGCUUCCGGUGGCGCGCGGGGCGGCCCAGGCUGGGGCUGGACUGGUGGCUCUGCGGCUGGAGGAGGUGCCGGAGGGCGUGGCGCGGCUAGACCCCUGCAGCAACGGCCUGAAGCAGCUGCCGGUGAAUAUCCGCAAUUUGCCGAUGUCGCGCCAGGCCGUGCACGCGGUGGCUCCCAGCGGCAACGGGCUGGUGGUGGCGGUGGUGCGCUCCGCUGGCACCCGCGGCAGCGAGGCCGUCAAGACGUCCAUGGUCUUCCAGCGCGUCUGCCAGGCCACAGUGCACCUGCUCACGCUGUACGGCGGGUCAGGUGGCAGCGAGGGCGGCACGGCGGGUGUGCAGCCUCUGACGCCGCCUCCGCCGGGGCUGGUUGGGGCGGGGCUGCUGUUCCAGCCGCCCACCGCCUCGGCGCUGUGGGACAGCCAUGCGGCGCUGGUGCUGCGGCCGGGGCUAUCGGCGGCGGCGCGGCUGCCGCUGAAGGGCUUGAGCGACGCGGCGUGGACCACGUGGGGCGAGCUGGGCGGCGGCGAGGGUGCCAGUCAGGCUGACGACGAUGCCAUGCUGGAGCAGGUGCAGCCGGCGGAUGACGACGGCGACGAUCCCGACCAGCCGAGCUCUGGCACCGGCGACAUUGGCCGCCGCCGCCUGGCCGCGCUCAUCCGCAAGGACGCCGAGGAGCGCCGCCGCCUCAAGGUGGCCAGCCGCCUGCACUACCUGGCGGCGGCGGCGGCCUCACUGAGCGCGCUGGAGGCGCUGGUGGCGCCGCUGGAGGCGCCCUACACCGCAGCGGCGGCGGUGGUGGCGGCGGCGGAAGUGGAGGCCGAGGCGGCCAUGGACACGGGCGACGGCGGCGACGGGGACGCCGGCACCAGUGCCACUGCUGCGGCCUCGACCAGCGCCUCGCUGUACGCGCUGAUGGGCGGCGCCGAUCUCAUACAGGGUGUGGCGCCCGAGGUGGAGCCCAGCGGGGAAAAUGCCGGCGACAAGGCCGCAGGCGACAACCGGGCCAAGGAGGACCAGGCCGCAGCGUUGCCUGGUCCGUCUGAGGGCGGCAGCCCCGGCGGCGCUGUCGGCUCCGUGUCGCGCUGGGGCUGGAGCGGGCUGCGCACCGCCACGGUGCUGCGGCGCCUGCUGCUGGGCGCGCUGGCCGGGCGGAUGGAUGCGGUGGCGUGCGGCGGUCUGGGCGAGGCGCUGGCCAGUGUGGACGCGGGCGUGCUGCAGCAGCUGGCGGAGCUGGAUCGGCAGGCGGGCGCGCAGGUGGAGGCGGUGCCCAGCGCGCACCAGGCGUGCUGCACCGCCGUGGCGCGCAACGAGGUGGAGCUGCUGCAGGCGCACAUCUGGGCCACACUCAGCUCGGGGCUGGCCUACUGCGGCGUCAGCCCGAAACAAGUGGCGGCCGCGGAGCCCACCGUGCAGUCCGCAAACGGGCACACUGCAGCGGGGGCGCCGACACCGGCAGCAGCAGCCACUGGGCCUGCUGCCGCGACGCCGCCGUCGCGCAGGCAGGCGGCCAGGGCAAACAAGGGCAGCGGCGGCGGCGAGUCCCCAGUCGAGGCUGUGGCCCACGACCCGGCGCACCAGGCUCAGCCGCUGCACCGGCUGCUGAUGAGCGACUGGGUGGCGCUGCACUUGCACCACUCGGCGUUGAGGGCGGCGGAGCUGCUGCCGCUGGCAGCGCAGGUGUAUGCAGCAGCAGGUGAGGACCCGCCGCUGGACUUCCCGCCGCCCGGCCGCGAGCACACGGCCCUGUCGGCGCUGCCGGUGGCGCUAGGUGGCAGCGGGCGUGGCAUGCUGGAGAGCGCGAUGCUGGCAGAGGUGGCGCUGGCGGCGGCGCCCGAGGCGGGUGCGGAGGGGCUGACCCUGACGCUGCCGCGCUGCGCCUGCACGCUCACGCUGUGCGACACGCCGGAUGCCUGGAGCUGCGGUGUCUGCACACGCAGGUACCGGCUGCCGCCCACGCGGCGUCUACACACGCCCCAUUUUCCGCCGCUACCAUUCUGCCUGUUCUGCGGCGUGCGCCUGAGCCGCGACGUGGCCAGCGAGGCCUUCCUCCUGCAGCCUUCGCUACCCAGCACUGGCAUGAUCAAGCUGGAACCGGGGGCGUCGUGACGAGUUGAACAAUUGCGCGUUGGCAUAGUCCGCCACGACAAUCUGCGGACAAAAUGCAAUUUCUAAGCAGCAUUAAGUAACCUCUUCUUACAGCACUGGUGACUUGGUAAUGGCUUUGUGGCCGGACAUCGGAUGGCUGUAGGCGACGCGUGGGGAGUUAACCGUGUUGUGUUUGUGUAUGGCAUGGCAUCGGCAGAGUCGACUGAGCCUGACU